Nelumbo nucifera (sacred lotus) is the source of this 987-nucleotide messenger RNA. The record is from RefSeq and is a predicted model, not a curated record. NCBI's taxonomy places the organism in Eukaryota, Viridiplantae, Streptophyta, Magnoliopsida, Proteales, Nelumbonaceae.
AUGAAGCCCCUAAGGUCUCGAACUCUACAAACUCAAGGUACUUUAAAUGAUUUAUAUGAUGAGUUGGUGGAGCAUUCUAAGACUAAUAUAGAUGACUAUCGGGAUGAUAUUACUAGUAAAGUGAAGAUAGUUCCUAGUUUUAGAGGUGACAUCAAUCCACAAGUUUUCUCCAAUUGGUUAGUAGAACUAGAGGAAUACUUUGAUUGGUUUGAUAUGUCAGAUGAAAGAUGGGUUAGAUUUGCUAAACUUAAACUUGUAGACCAUGCAAAAGUAUGGUGGAGGAGUGUGGAGAAUAGAUUACAGAAUAUGGGUAAGAGUUCUAUCACCCGUUGGGAAGAUAUGAAGCAUUUCUUGGAAGAGAAAUAUUUGCCUAAUGACUUCCAAUAUGCUCUUCAUGAUGAGAUGAUGACAUUGAGGCAAUGCAGCUUAUCUAUGUCUGAGUACAUGCAGAAGUUUGAUGAGCUUACUAUUAGAUGUCAGUCUACAGAAAGUGAGAAGAAAAAAUUAGCCCGAUUUCGGAAUGGUUUAAGGGUUGAUAUUCAAAGGAAAAUGAUGACUGCACAAUUUUAUGAUGUAGAUGAUGUUUUUCAGAUGGCUCUUGAAGUGAAUAGUAGGAGGUUUGGUAUUCAAGCUGGGGAGGCAGUAGCACGUAAAAGUUUAGAUGAGGGUAGAGUCACUAGACCUACAUCAUCUCAUAAUGUGGUUCCAGUAAGGUCUAAUGGUUCCAAGUAUCAGGGUGCUGAUAACAAGGGGAAGAACAUCAUGAUUGAUGCUAAUAAAAGGGGAACAAUAGAAAAUACUUGUUUCAAGUGUGGUGGAAAGGGCCACUAUGCAUUUCAAUGCCCUAAUAAAAGUCUACAGAUAGGGUGUGAGAAGGAAGGACAAGUGGAAGAUGAUGAAGGAGGCAUUGGUGAAGAGGGGUACAUUGGGUCUGAACAUGAAGAAGAAGAUGACAGCAAUCUUGUUGGAGUGUUAGACGCAUUUUAG